AUGAUGUCUUCGCACCUCUGGCAACAAGAGCACGACCAUCCCAUUGAUGGCAUGAUGGACUCCUUCGCUUCGGAAGGCAGCUUCGUCUUUGACGGUUCCAUGUCCGUCGGCACUACAACACCUUCCUUCUCCGCCGCAUCGUCAGUCUACGACCCUACCGGCCCUUACACACCUCGCUCCGGCCGCUCAACUCCCCAAGAUGCCUCCUCACAGUCGACGAUCGAUUUUGAUAGCAGCUUCUCAUCUCACUCCUCAUUCGGCUUCGACCAUGGCUCUACACCAGACAGGAGCUACUUCCCCAAGCCCGACAAGGUCGACAUGGGCGUGCCCAUGCACCAGUAUGCGCAGUCGACCAUCCCCCUCACCCCGUCGAGGAGGCAGAGCGCCGGCUACGGGAUGGACCAUCUCGACUACAACACCAUGCUUCACGUCACCCUGAGCUCUCAGUGCGUGCCGGGCAUGUCAUCCUCGCCUCACCACCACACCCACCAACACCAUGACGGCUUGGCUCUGACGCAAGACUUCAACUCAUCACCCUUCGGCAUGCCGACACCCCAUCGCGCACUUCCCAGCUCGACGCCGAGCAACAUCCAGAGCAUUUGGAGCUGCAGCAGCGAGAGCCCGAUCAUGAUGUUCCCCAACGAGUCAACGCCUUCCACUUCCCCGAUCAACAUGGGCGUCAAGCGCGAGACCACCAACUCUCCCUCCCCCCUUCGUUCCUCUCCCAACGGCGCUACCUACCGCGCUCACAGCCACGGCUCUCGCCGGCAAAUGUUCGCCGAGGUCCAGCGCAAGACGCUCGCCCUCCAGAAGAACCAGAACGACAUGGAGGCGCUGAGGCAACUGCGAUCGAUUCAGGUCAACCAGGACGGCUCCGUUCUCGACUGCGGCGCGGUGAAGGUGCGCCACGUCGCGCCGAGGCGAGAGAGGUGCACAUAUCCCGAGUGCACCAAGACGUUCAAGCGCAAGGAGCACCUCAAGAGGCAUUUCAAGGCAACUCACGAAAAGGAGGUCGAAUUGUACACAUGCCCUGCGACGAAUUGCAACCAUGUGUUCAAGGAACGCCGCGACAACUUCGUCUCUCACCUCCUCCUCCACAAGCAGGGAAAGUCGAGCAGGACGCCCUACAACGAGAAGGCCGCCAAGAUGUACGACGAGAUGUGCCUGCAGAGCAAGAGCCGCAAGCGCGUCAAGACCGGCAGUGCCAGCAGCGGUAGCUCCAGCAGCUCCAGCAGCAAGAACUGA
Molecule: messenger RNA, 1245 nt
Organism: Colletotrichum karsti
Lineage: Eukaryota; Fungi; Ascomycota; Sordariomycetes; Glomerellales; Glomerellaceae
Exons: 2
Coding region: 1-1245 (414 amino acids)
Source: RefSeq, a predicted model, not a curated record